Messenger RNA from Stomoxys calcitrans (stable fly), 5603 nucleotides. RefSeq names its product muscle calcium channel subunit alpha-1 (gene Ca-alpha1D). Gene Ontology annotation, cellular component: membrane; voltage-gated calcium channel complex. Gene Ontology annotation, molecular function: high voltage-gated calcium channel activity. Bases 427 to 5406 code for a protein of 1659 amino acids. Gene Ontology annotation, biological process: calcium ion import across plasma membrane. The record is from RefSeq and is a predicted model, not a curated record. Lineage: Eukaryota; Metazoa; Arthropoda; Insecta; Diptera; Muscidae. The transcript is spliced from 26 exons.
AAUAGUGAUUGUGAUAAAUCGAAAAUUCUUCCUCCUCUUAUACACGAAAUUUACAAAAGUUUGCCAUUGCUCCAAUAAAAAUAUAUAUUUCGGAUGAAAAUAAAUGUGUGUGAGAGAAAUAUUGGGUUCAGUGGAAAUGCAAUAGUGGAUCUAAGCUAAACGAGCCAUUGAAGAGAUAUAUCUGCUAUAUAAGUGUGUAAAAGAAAGCAUCUGUUGAGCAAUGUUAAUCCGAAAACAUACACACUCAGCUCUUAUGCUCUGAUGGGAAAAAGGAAAUAAUUUUUCCUGUCAAGCGGAUAUAAUACUGAUGUCCCAAUAAUUGUGCAGAUAAACAAGUAUAUUCGCAAGUGAUUUAUGAGGUUUUGUUCUCAUCGCAACAUUUGAAGCUUAUGCACAUUAGUGUAACAGGAGACUCAAUGCGGAACCAUGGAUGAUGCCGCUACUGCCAAUAAUGAGACGGAAAAUGCUUCCAAUAAAGUGAAACCAGCCGUUCCUAAGAAACCUCAAAGAAGACCUGGAAACAAACAACCUGACCGUCCUGAAAAUGUGCUGUUCUGUUUGAGCCUUAAAAACCCUUUGCGUGCCUUUUGUAUAAAAAUUGUAGAUUCAAAAUUAUUUGAAUAUUUUAUUUUAUUAACAAUUUUUGCAAAUUGUGUGGCUUUGGCUGUAUACACCCCAUACCCAUCUGGCGACUCAAAUAUUACAAAUCAAAUGCUGGAAAAAAUUGAAUACAUCUUUUUAGUUAUAUUUACCUCCGAAUGUGCUAUGAAAAUUAUUGCGUAUGGAUUUGUACUUCACCCAGGAUCUUACCUUCGCAACGGAUGGAACUUUUUGGAUUUUUUUAUCGUCGUAAUUGGUAUGAUAUCUACGGCUUUAUCUAAUCUUGUCAAGGAGGGGUUUGAUGUAAAAGCUUUAAGAGCGUUUCGUGUUUUACGACCUUUGAGAUUGGUUUCUGGUGUUCCAAGUUUGCAGGUUGUCUUGAAUUCAAUUUUGAAGGCAAUGAUUCCGCUGCUUCACAUCGCUCUUUUGGUACUUUUUGUAAUAAUUAUCUAUGCUAUUAUUGGUUUGGAGCUGUUUUCGGGCAAACUUCAUAAGACUUGUCGACAUGCAAAAACUGGUGAAUAUCUGGAUGAUUUGGACGAACUUCACGCAUGUGGCGUAGGUUUUAAAUGCCCAAAAGGAUAUGAGUGCUUUGACGAGUGGGUUGGACCCAAUCAUGGCAUAACGAAUUUUGACAACUUUGGAUUAUCGAUGUUAACAGUUUUUCAAUGUAUUACAUUGGAAGGUUGGACAGACGUACUGUACAGUAUUCAAGACGCAAUGGGAUCAAGUUGGGAAUGGAUAUAUUUUGUCUCUAUGGUUAUAUUGGGUGCUUUUUUCGUCAUGAACCUAAUUCUUGGUGUGUUGUCCGGUGAGUUCUCCAAAGAAAGAACAAAGGCAAAAAAUCGUGGAGAUUUCCAAAAGCUCCGAGAGAAGCAGCAAAUAGAAGAAGACCUGCGAGGCUAUUUGGAUUGGAUUACCCAGGCGGAGGAUAUUGAACCCGAUUCUGAUGGCCAGAUAAUAACAGAUUGUCAAACAAAGAAUGCCAGUGAACUAGAAUCCACCGAGAACUUAAAAGACCACGAACAUGAGACUCAGCAAACCGAGUCAUGGUUUCGGAUAAAGAAAAAAGCUGCAGAACGUGUUAAUCGUCGUUUACGCAGAGCUUGCCGAAGGGCGGUAAAGUCACAGGCCUUCUACUGGCUUAUUAUUGUAUUAGUAUUUCUCAAUACCGGUGUAUUAGCUACAGAACACUAUAUGCAACCAAUUUGGUUAGAUCAAUUCCAAGAAUAUACAAAUAUAUUUUUUAUUGCGCUAUUUACCUGUGAAAUGAUUUUGAAAAUGUACAGUCUCGGCUUUGAAGGGUAUUUUGUAUCCUUGUUUAAUCGUUUUGACUGCUUCGUCGUGAUAGGCAGCAUUACCGAAAUGGUAUUAACAGGCAGUGAAUUGAUGGCACCCUUAGGAGUAUCAGUUUUGCGUUGCGUGCGUUUGCUUCGGGUGUUCAAAGUAACAAAAUAUUGGCAUUCACUUUCUAAUUUAGUAGCUUCUCUAUUGAACUCCAUUCAGUCGAUUGCAUCUUUAUUGCUGUUGCUCUUCCUGUUUAUUGUCAUUUUUGGUUUGCUCGGCAUGCAAGUGUUUGGCGGUCGUUUUACAUUUAAACCAGAAGAGGAAAAACCCCGCUCCAACUUCGACAGCUUCUAUCAAAGUUUACUAACUGUCUUCCAGAUACUGACAGGUGAAGAUUGGAAUGUUGUUAUGUACGACGGAAUUCGCGCUUAUGGAGGUGUUUUCUCUAUUGGGAUACUCGCCUGUGUAUAUUAUAUAAUUUUAUUCAUAUGCGGCAACUACAUUCUGUUAAACGUUUUCUUGGCCAUCGCUGUGGACAACUUGGCAGAUGCUGACUCCUUAUCCGCCGUAGACAAGGAAGAGGAGGAACAGCCACAGGAGAAUAUGGAUAUUUGCCAAAAUAAAUCCCAUACUCCGAGCAUUGAAGAUGGCGAAUAUGCCGAAACUGACCAAGAACAAUACAAGAUAGAUUCCGAAAUGGAUUUUGAGAGGUACAUAAAUGAAGAUUCAUACGAGGAGGGAGACGGAGAUAUAGAAAUCAAUCUUGCUGGUGCAAGCGAUAUGCCACCUAGGGUCUCUUCACUUCCUCGUCGGAUGACUAAUGCAAACAUUAAUGAACAAAAAAAAUUAAUCCCUGAGGGAAGCGCGUUUUUCAUUUUUGGCCAAAACAACAGAUUUCGAGUUUUCUGUCAUUGGUUAUGCAACCAUAGCAACUUUGGUAAUUUCAUUCUUUGCUGCAUUAUGUUUUCUUCUGCGAUGUUGGCUGCGGAAAAUCCCCUCAAAGCGGAUGCAAGUAGGAAUAUUGUUCUAAAUAAGUUCGAUUACUUUUUUACGGCUGUUUUCACAAUAGAACUGGUGUUAAAAUUGAUUUCAUAUGGCUUCGUUUUACACGAUGGAGCCUUCUGUAGAUCUGCAUUUAAUUUGUUAGAUCUGCUAGUCGUCUGCGUGUCUCUAAUAUCAAUUUGCUUCAAUUCGAAUGCGAUUUCAGUCGUGAAAAUAUUGAGAGUCCUACGUGUGUUAAGGCCACUUAGAGCUAUAAAUCGUGCAAAAGGUCUUAAGCAUGUCGUUCAGUGUGUCAUAGUUGCUGUAAAGACAAUUGGUAAUAUUGUCCUUGUGACAUGUCUUUUGCAAUUCAUGUUCGCUGUCAUAGGAGUUCAGUUAUUUAAGGGAAAAUUCUUCAGUUGUUCAGAUGGUUCCAAGAUGUACAAGUCGGAUUGCCAUGGCACCUACCUAUUUUAUGAAAAUGGUGACAUAAACAAACCUAGAUUGAAGGAACGGGAAUGGAAAAAUAACAAGUUUCAUUUUGACGAUGUAGCAAAGGCGAUGUUGACGCUAUUUACAGUUUCUACAUUUGAAGGAUGGCCUAACCUUCUCUAUGUGUCAAUUGAUUCUAAUGAAGAAAACGGAGGACCAAUCCAUAAUUUCCGACCAAUUGUGGCGACAUAUUAUAUAAUUUACAUUAUUAUUAUAGCAUUCUUUAUGGUUAAUAUUUUCGUUGGUUUCGUUAUUGUGACUUUUCAAAAUGAAGGUGAACAGGAAUAUAAAAACUGUGAGCUCGACAAAAAUCAAAGAAAUUGCAUUGAAUUCGCGUUAAAAGCCAAACCAGUGCGGCGUUAUAUUCCGAAGCACAGUAUACAAUAUAAGGUGUGGUGGUUUGUCACAUCGGCAUCCUUUGAAUAUUCCAUAUUUGUUCUGAUCAUGAUAAAUACAGUUACACUCGCCAUGAAGUUCUAUAAACAACCGGACUACUAUUCGGAAAUCUUGGACGCAUUAAACAUGAUAUUUACGGCUGUCUUUUCCCUGGAAUUUAUUUUCAAGCUAGCAGCAUUUCGAUUUAAAAAUUAUUUCGGAGACGCAUGGAAUACCUUUGAUUUUAUUAUUGUGCUAGGAAGUUUCAUCGACAUUGUCUACAGUGAAAUAAAGGCAAAAGAACAAGCAUUGGCUAGUUGCGAUGGACAAUCAUGUAAUAGAAACAAGGGUGGAUCUACUAUGAUAUCUAUUAACUUUUUCCGACUGUUUCGUGUUAUGCGGUUGGUUAAGCUGCUGAGCAAAGGUGAAGGCAUCCGAACAUUGUUGUGGACUUUCAUAAAGUCAUUCCAGGCCCUUCCUUAUGUUGCUCUCCUGAUCGUUAUGCUAUUUUUCAUAUAUGCUGUAAUUGGAAUGCAGGUCUUUGGAAAAAUUAUGUUGGAUGAAGGAACAGCAAUUAAUCGUAAUAAUAAUUUCCAAACAUUUCCACAAGCCGUUUUGGUUCUGUUCCGGUCGGCCACUGGUGAAGCCUGGCAGGAAAUUAUGAUGGAUUGCUCACCAAGAGAGGAAGUCAAAUGUGACCCUGAAUCCGAUGCUACCUCCAAUUGUGGUUCUAGCAUAGCGUUCCCAUAUUUCAUAUCAUUCUACGUACUCUGCAGUUUCCUUAUUAUAAACUUGUUUGUCGCUGUUAUUAUGGAUAACUUCGAUUACUUAACGCGCGAUUGGUCAAUUCUGGGUCCUCAUCAUUUAGAUGAGUUUAUUAGGCUAUGGAGUGAAUAUGAUCCAGAUGCUAAAGGACGUAUUAAGCAUCUUGAUGUUGUAACACUCUUAAGGAAGAUCUCCCCCCCAUUGGGUUUCGGCAAACUAUGUCCACACCGUAUGGCUUGUAAAAGAUUAGUUUCAAUGAACAUGCCUCUGAACUCAGACGGAACGGUAUUAUUUAAUGCGACAUUGUUUGCAGUAGUACGCACAUCUCUUAGCAUAAAGACAGAGGGAAAUAUAGAUGAUGCCAACGCAGAGUUGCGAGCUACGAUAAAACAGAUAUGGAAGCGUACAAACACCAAGUUGUUAGAUCAAUGUGUUCCUCCUCCCGGAAAUGAUGAUGAAGUUACUGUUGGUAAAUUUUAUGCUACUUACUUGAUACAAGACUACUUCCGACGCUUCAAAAAACGCAAAGAACAGGAGGGCAAAAUGGAUCAAACUGAGAGCGCGUUAACCCUGCAGGCGGGUCUCAGAACACUGCACGAAAUUUCGCCUGCGUUGAAGCGGACCAUUUCAGGUUAUCUGGACGAGUUGGCAAUAGAAUCAGAUCCUAUGCACAGGCGCCACCACACAUUGUUCGGAAGAGUAUGGUCUUCAUUCCGAAGGCAGGACGGCUCCAACCAUCACACCAAAACCAAAGGAGAAACAAUUCCAAGGCGAGAAGGUAUGUUGCAGUUUGACACGAAGAUGAUGGCCAACGAGUCCCAAGUAAUUAACAGGUUAAACACAACAAAUGGAAGACAUUAUAACAGUGAAGGGAAUGCAUCUAAUUUAAGUGGAAUACUAUUGUAAGUCCGAUUAAUCUGAUAUAGAACCCCGUGAUAUGUGCAAAGGAAAAUGAAAAAUAUACCUGAUAAAAACAAAAGUUUGCGCUAAUUCCUUUUAAAGUUGGCGCAUCACUGCAAUAUGUCAUCCAGGUUAACUUUUAAAGGCAAUCAAUAGCUUUUGCCCUUUUAUCAAUUGUUAUAAUAAAAUUAUUUAACUACAAA